AGUAAAUAGUGUGAGAGUUGUGGUUUCGGAACAUACAAAGCUGUGCGUUUUGGAGUCUUGGCUGAAUGGAAGAUUCAAAAUCAAAACCCUAAAAAAAUCCUCUUUGUGAUUUUGGAACUUGUUCCGCUCAAUCUUUCGUCGUCAAGUUAUGGGUAGUGGGUUCCUGGGUCUCUUCGAAUCGAGUGAGAUUAUGUGGAGCGGAUAGAGACGGAGGCAAAAGUGAGACGAAACGGAGAAACGAAGAACGGAGAAACGGAGAAACGGAGAAAGAGGAACGGCAUGGUUUAGCUCCACUGAAGAAUGGUGUUUAAGAGGUGAGUUUUGCCCAUGGCAUACAAAAGGGUCUCUCUUUGCCAGUAAAAUCAAGGGCGGUUUUGAAUUUGAUGUUUGGGUAGGGACUGAUUGCUGGGCGUUUCUUUAAUCAACGGAAUUUCUUGCGUUUGAAUUGAACUGAGAGACGGCUAAAUGGAGAAAGUGAGAUGCUUUUGGCUAUGGCUAAGAAUGAUUUUUAGAGGCAUGGAGGUGUCAGCUGAAUGCUGCAAAGUGCAGAUGGCCACAUUUUGGUACAGGGUGCAGCAGCGGCAAGAGCAGGUGUAGGUGUAGGCUAUGCUCACAAUUUGCUUGCCUGGGACAUGACUGAUCAAAGGGUGUGGGAUUCAGCCCAUCAUAACAGACACACUGCUGGAGGCUGGAGCUUGUGGAGAAAUGAGAAUCACGACGACGUAGAUUUGCAGGAGGAAAAGGAGAGGUGUCCUGGAAUUAUAAAACAAAAACCACUUGAAGAAGAGGAAACUUCAUCCAAACAGAUAUCAGGCGCCAUUGUACUAUCACUCAACUACAAAAACCGCAGGUGCCACGCAGCAUCGUCUUCUUCCUACUCUCUAUCUAAAAUUACUCACACUUUCUAACAUAAACCCCAAUGGAAACCUAAUCAUCAGACACCCCUCACUUCUUAUAAAUAGCACCAGUUGUUUGAAAACGAAACUCAAGUUCACAUCCCCAUACCCGUCUUUCUACUGUUCUUUCUUCUUAGUUAUGGCCACCUGUUUUGGCCCUAUAUGUAUCAUGUGGCAGCCCCCUGAUUCUGUUCCUGAUGAACCACCACCCUCGCAUGCAUUUUUCAUUGGAUUUCGAGAUCGGAAUGUAGUACAAAACCACUGGCUAGACGGAAAGCAACCGGCGACAGUACUACUAUAUGUUCCCGUAAGAAUUGAGACGUUUGCAGUUGAAGGUGACGAAUUGUUAACUAGUGAGAAUUCUGAAUUCGCCAACCUAUCUCGCUUGCUUUCUCUUGUGGGGGUACAUUCGUUUUAUCUGGCGUCAGUCGUACAAGUGAUACACUCUAAUGCUGUGGCCAUGGCGUAUGAGACUACCGACAAUGGCCAGAACGUAAUUGCCAUGGUUGCGGAGAUUCCAUUCCGGUGGUUUUGUCCCCCACAGGAGGUCCAGCAGAAUCAGGACGAGGAUGAUGAAAACGAGGAUGAAGAUGAAGAUGAAGAUGAAGAUGAAGAUGAAGAUGACUCUGAUGAAUUCGAAGACGGUGAGAAUGAGACUAUGGAUGAGGUUGUGAGCUAUUCAUUGGAGGAUGGGAUGGACGUGGACGUGGACAUGGUUGUACCUGCAACCAAAGCUUCCAUUGAGGCGCUUGAGAAGCUGGAGGGUUUAAAUUCAAUGGGCAAGUGUAUGAUAUGCUUGGAGCAGCUUUCAUUGGAAGAUGAAGUUAGUAAGAUGCCAUGCUCGCAUGUUUAUCAUGGAGACUGUAUCAUACAAUGGUUGAAGAAGAGUCACAUGUGUCCCUUGUGCCGCUUCAAGAUGCCGGUCGACCCAAGUUGAAGCUCUCAAUGCCAUGCAUUCUCAUAUGAAAGUUAAUACCAUGUCGUCUCACAAUUUUCUAUAAAUUUUUUUUGAAACAACUUCAUAUUUUUCUCUUGGAAUGAUUUGAGGUCUUCUAGCUAUUUAUUUCACUUUUUCA
Molecule: messenger RNA, 1972 nt
Organism: Vitis vinifera (wine grape)
Lineage: Eukaryota; Viridiplantae; Streptophyta; Magnoliopsida; Vitales; Vitaceae
Exons: 3
Coding region: 1036-1833 (265 amino acids)
Biological process (GO): protein ubiquitination
Cellular component (GO): cytoplasm
Molecular function (GO): ubiquitin protein ligase activity
Source: RefSeq, a predicted model, not a curated record